Molecule: messenger RNA, 9119 nt
Organism: Schistocerca gregaria
Lineage: Eukaryota; Metazoa; Arthropoda; Insecta; Orthoptera; Acrididae
Gene: ksr
Product: kinase suppressor of Ras 2
Exons: 17
Coding region: 380-3148 (922 amino acids)
Biological process (GO): protein phosphorylation
Molecular function (GO): protein kinase activity; ATP binding
Source: RefSeq, a predicted model, not a curated record
GCAGAAGAUACAAAGUUUCACGCAGUGCGGUGCGCAAAGUUUAGUAACACAAUAUGUACUGCAUUAGUAGUACAAUGGAAACAUGCAGUACUAGAUGUAAUCGAUAUUAAGCAUGCGUCAUUAAGGAGUGACAUUUUGUGAGCUAAAUUUGAAACUGAGAAAAAUAGCAAACACGAUAGUGAAUUCGUAUUUGUGAAGCGCCUCCACAAAAUCUCGUAAUAAACGAGACACAGUAUAUCUCAAAGAUGGCUGCAUGUCUUAUCAUGACUUGAAUCUGGAAAAUGUAUUUACUUUUCAGUCAUACACGUAUCAUGUUGAAAGUGGAUGGGUGGUUGCUAUCGCAAGAUGAAAUAUUUUUGCGGCUAGUCUAACAAGUGCGAUGGCGGACGAGGAUGCCGAACGACAUGCCUUAGAUGUUUGCCAGUCAAUGAUUGACAUUUCUGCUAAUCGCUUAGAAGGAUUGAGAACACAAUGUGCAACGAGUGCAGAACUUACACAGCAAGAAAUCAGAACGUUAGAGGGAAAACUGAUAAAGCUCUUUUCAAAACAACUGGUCACGAAAGCAAAACUUGGAGAUUCACUCCCACCUGAGAUAAGACAUCUGCCAUCUCUAAGACAGUGGUUAUUGGUUGUAGGUCUCAGCCCUGAAUCCAUAAAGGCUGUUUGCGAGAAAGUGGUAUCCUUAGAAGCAUUAAGAGAGAGAUCAGAAAGGGAGAUAAGGAUGUUGGUUCUCGACAGAAAUGCAUGCAAUUUGUCAUAUGAAGAGAGGACUGCAAGGGAGGAAGAAGUCAGAAGGCUCAAUCGUGCUCUGCAGAACCUUAGAAAAUACACUGAGGCACUAAUGUGUGGCAAAGGAGUGGUGGGAGAAGAGAUGACCUUGUACUGGGAUUCAUGGGACAGACACCAGGUACUAAAAGGCAGCAGUAACUCAUCACCAAGACCUCCCAGAACUAGAGCAUCACGUUCUUCAGUUCCUUCUGAGGAUUUCUUGCAACAGAGUGGGUCAGGUGGCAGCAGUACACUCACUGGUUCAGGAUCUGUGUCAUCGCUGCCUCGCUAUACACCACCCAGCACUCCGCCUGUAAGCAAGAGUCGCUCAGGUGAACGUGUGAAGUUUCCAACAACACCACCACCACGCAAAAAGCACCAGACUGGACUCCUGCCUGAAGCGUAUCCUCUAACCAAGUCAAAGAGCCAUGAGUCUCAGCUGGCAAAUCGGGUGGAUGGAGGAGACAGCAGUGGUGCAAGCAAUGAGCAUAUUCCAGGAACAGGUGGUAGGCUUAUGCGCCGGGGUCGGUUGCCAACAGAGCCAGGACCCAACUGCAGUAGUGAUCUAAUUGGCCAAGAAAACACCUCGCCCCAGCUUGGCAGCCCCUCAAGAGCUCCGCCUAGUCCAGCAUUGCCUGAUGACCCCUCCAAUAAGGCAACACUUCAAGUUCCAAAGUCUCCAAGGACACCCACAGUUUCACGUGGAAUGGGUCACAUGAUUGCACAUCGCUUCACAAAAGCAUUUAAAGUGAUGACAACUUGUGAUUACUGUGACAAGCAGAUGUUCUUAGGCACAGGUCUGAAAUGCAAGGAGUGCAAAUAUAAAUGUCACAGGGAAUGUGAAAGCAAAGUGCCCCCAAGUUGUGGCUUACCUAGGGAAUUCCUUGAUGAAUUUCGUCGGCAGUUGCAGCCAGAUGCAGUAUUCACAUCUAACCAGUCUCCAAGCUCCGGGCGACCAAGUCAGUCUUCUCCAAGUCAUCACCCAUCGGUGCUGUUGACGUCGUUUGGAUGGAGAGACCGUAAACGUUCACAUCCACAGCCUUCUGUUAAUGUUCAAGCAUUUCCGGGUCCUGACUCAAGUUCAAACACAUCUUCUUGUAACAGCUCGACGCCAUCAAGUCCGGCACUUGUCAUGACAGCCCAUACCCCUCAUGCUGCUUCUAAACAACAAUUUCAUUUUCCAGAUGUGAAUUCGCAGCCUGAGAAGGGUGUCACCUUAGAGACACAUCCAUUGGCUCCUUCUGCAUCAACUCCAGUUAGUAGUAGUUCUGUCAUUACAAAUACUUCAGUAAAGACAACAGAGACUGUGGAGAGUGAUGACCUUGCAGACACAUCAAAGUCAAAUGACAGUGAGCGUACUGUGUCUGGUAGUGACAGUGAACGUACACCUGUGCGGGUUGACUCUCAGGAUAGUCAAGUGUCUGAUGGGGAAGCAGUUGAACGAACCUGGCCCAGACAAAACAGUCUUUCAAUGAGGGAGUGGGAUAUCCCAUUUGAUGAAUUGAAGAUGGGUGAGCCAAUUGGUACUGGAAGGUUUGGAACUGUGUACCGUGGGAACUGGCAUGGUGACGUGGCCAUUAAGGUUCUCAACACACACCACCUGGAUGAUGAGAAGACACUUGAGGCCUUCAAGCUUGAGGUUGCAACAUUCCGGAAGACAAGGCAUGAAAACCUGGUUCUUUUUAUGGGUGCUUGUAUGAAGCCACCACGACUUGCUAUAGUGACAAGUAUGUGUAAAGGAAUGACGCUGUAUACACACAUACAUUUGCGUAAAGACAAGUUUAAUAUGAACAAAACCACUAUUGUUGCUCAGCAGAUAUCUCAGGGAAUGGGAUACCUUCAUGCAAGAGGCAUCAUUCACAAAGAUCUGAAGAGCAAGAAUAUAUUCUUAGAAAAUGGGAAGGUUGUGAUCACUGACUUUGGCUUGUUCAGUGUUACAAAGCUGUGCUAUGGAAAUAGGAAAGGUGAUGGCUUGAGCAUCCCUCCAGGAUGGUUGUGCUAUUUGGCUCCUGAAAUUGUCCGGAGUCUGCGGGCAAGACAAAAGCCUGAUGAAGAAGAACUGCCUUUCACCAAGGCUUCAGAUGUCUAUGCUUUUGGGACGGUAUGGUAUGAACUGCUAUGUGGUGAAUGGCCGUUCAAGGCACAGCCUCCUGAAGCCAUUAUUUGGCAAGUGGGAAAAGGAAUGAAGCAGUCACUAGCAAAUUUGCAGGCCUCCAGAGAUGUCAAAGACAUCCUGAUGCUUUGUUGGUCCUUCCGACCUUCGGACAGACCAGAUUUCACUUUGCUCCUCAAGACACUGGAAAAGCUGCCAAAGAAGCGCCUAGCACGCAGUCCGUCACAUCCUAUCCACCUGUCACGCUCCGCGGAAUCUGUGUUCUGAUGCUAUCUAUUUAUUGCAGUAGCCCUGUAUUAGCUUUUCUGCAUACAAGAUUAUCAUCACAGCAGACUGAAUGCAUGUGCUCAGAAAGUUACCGUAUCAUCGUGUGUACAGUACUUCUCUCUUUGUUAAUAUUAUUAGGAAUGUGGGACGGGUUGUUAUAAUUGUGUUGAUUAUUAAAAUAUUAACUUGUUUUUUACUUCAUAAUACAAAAAGCCAUUGAUAACGGAGACUAUAUACUCAAUAAUUUGUCUUUUUCAGCAGCCUUGCCAUAAUGUUAUCUGUUUGUAAAUUCUCACGGUGAAACCUCAUUUUUACAUUUCCUUUGUAAUGCGGGUCUAGUUGUGUAUUUUUAACUUAAAAAGUCAAGUAGCUACCAUGUAAGAAUGAGAUUGUUUACAAAGGAAUGCAAGUAACUGUAAUGAAUGCUUGGCGCUUAUGACUUUAAUCUGAAAGUUCUUUCUUCAGUCGUUUUAAUUACAGACCUACUAUUAAAGGUUUUUCUGAUCAGCUUACUUAGAUCCACCAACAAAAGUCUCUCUUCUCUUUCCAUUCAGUAGAUCACUUUCUGGCUUCAUCUAUAUUUCACAUCACAUUUAGCAUUAGUAUAGACUUGUCAAUACAUAAAACUAAAUUCAGGAUUGCUGGAAUACAGAUUAUGUGCUGUAAACAAAAUAUUGAGUUAUUCCCCAUAAAGUGGUAUAAUUAGUUACAUAAAAGCCAUCUGGUAUGUCAACCAUCCCAGAUUUUGUUAAAAUUUUGUGUACAUGUUUGCUAAAUGUCCAUAGAAAGAUAAAUAUAUGUCAAUUCCACAGAUUCCGAUACUUCAUAAAAAUGAGUAUCAAAAUGUCAUGGCGACAUUUCAGAAAUUUUGACUAAGUUUGGAGUUCUGUAAAUCACUGAAUAAUUCUAAUGAUAAGUUUUGUUAUUUGAUUCUAUAUUUUUACUCCAAUUAGUCAAGAAAUUUUGUUAAUACAAAAUUUCUCCUAAUUAGCUUCAUCUUUUCAUAUGAUUGGUGUCUGAAUCUCCCCUUUUACAGCAAUGUUGUGUGUUCCUAAAACAUGCAAAUUUCAUCACCAUUAGAUUUUUAGUUUUUGAGACUUUAGGGGCCGAAAUUGAUCAAAAAAAGUUAUUUUCAUAUCUUCGUGUCUCAUAAAGAAGCACUUUGUAAACUAGCUGUUAGGCUACAUAACAUGGAAAAUUUUUUGCAGAAAACGUAGGACUCCUAUUGGUACUUGAAGCAAUGACAGAGAAUCAAAUGACACAAAACUUACAGUAUGUGCACAAUGCAAACUGUUGAACCUUUUGGACACGUUUUUCAGCUUUACAACAAUCGUUCUUUGAAACACAGCACAUCAAACCAGGCUGAAAUAUUUGAAAUGUCAUGACAUUGUCUUCCUUCACUUAAAUGAUCACUACUCAGACUAUUAAAAUUUGUGAAUUAGAUAAGCACUUAUUUUACUUUGGUAAUUUAGCAUACCUGCACACACAAUUUGAGUAGUAUCUGAGAUACUUAGUGGGGAUCCCUAUUCCACUUGAUAUGGAAUCAAUGCCAUGUAAAAUGUGAAAAUCAUGUUGUACAUUCAACUCGCAUACCAAGCAUUUCACUCUCAUGCACAGCUGGUUCAAGCAAUUUACCCCUUUAAUGAGAAUAAGACUUGUUUGUGAAAGUGAGAACAACUAAAUUGGUACUUGUAAACACACCGGGUUCUUUUAGUUGUCAUUAUUUUGGAAUUGUCUCACUACAUAGACGAAAAACAAAUUCACUUACAUACGCAGUCACGCAAAGACAGAUACUUCCAGCACUCUGCUCUUCAUAAAUCCUACAUAGCCUCUUCAACCUUUUAAUGUAAUUAAAAUGACUUAUUUGUUGACCUCCAUUAUGUGCCAUUAUUGUGUUGCCACAGCGGCUGCCACCUACUACUUAGCUAACGCUCAGUGAGCUACCUACAUAGACAGUAUUCAGUCAGCAAUAUUUAAACAGCCUGUGGGCAGAGCUUAGUGAUCUGGUUGAUAAGUGGUGAUUGUUCUGAACAUUAGCUGUAAGUGAAAUAUUUUGGUCUGCCAUAUUGGCAACAGCAAAAAAUUUGUGCAUUGUAUUCUGAGGUCCGAUUGGAGGAACUCUGUUCUAAAGUGUAAAAGUCAACAACAAAAAUAAUUUUUAUCAGACUAUAGCAUAUGAGCUUGAUAUUGUAAUAUAGGGUUUGACUUAGAAUGUUUUUGUUAGCCUUUAUCGAUGGUGUAUGUAAUAUGUAUUUUUCAAGAAAGCAGAGAUAUGUUUUGCUCGUUGGCAUAAUAUACUACUUUGUGUUCUCUGUUAAAAAAAUAACAAUGCCGGGGCACCUCAGUACUUUCUCUUCUGUUUCUGAGAGAACUAAAUAUGAAACAAAAAGUGGAAAAGUGAGGUUUCACUUGUAGGCUAGAUAUGAAAUUUUAACUUUUGUCAUUAUUUGUGUAUGCCGGAGUUAAUUAUUUAGAGAAAUGUAACUUAGUUAUUGUUGGAAGAUGGGUGCAUCAUUUCUUUUGUUGUGGUAAUUUGUAACAGCUGAUACUCAACGCCAUUUAAUUCUGAACAUAAUACGUAGUUCUGAUUGUUUCGUUGCUACAGUUUGAAUUGUAUCUGGUAAGAUGCAGAUCACCUAGUAUAUAAUAUUAUUAGUGUGCCAUCUCAGUGGCUCAGACAUUUUGUGAACAUACAAAACCACAUCUCCUUUCUCUUUGCAAAUAGUUUCUUUUCUGAUUGACUUAAAUAAUAACAAAAAGUUCACUGGGUAUGUAAAAUGUUUUUCAUGAAGUGUGUGUGUGUGUGUGUGUGUGUGUGUGUGUGUGUGUGUGUGUGUGUGUGUGUGAGAGAGAGAGAGAGAGAGAGAGAGAGAGAGAGAGAGAGAGAGAGAGAUAUUCAAUAUCUGUCAGUCUGAUUAAGAAAAUGGAACAACAAUGGCAUUAGUUAUUAGAACUAACUUACAAUAAUUUUGUCUUUACGUGUCCAUAGGUGAGUUAUUUGAAAAUUUUAAGAGUCAUUUAAGUGACAUACAAGACAUAUUGGUGUCAACCUACGACAUAAAAUUUGGAUUUUUUUCCCUUCAGUACCUCUACAAAACUUUUCAUUAAAUCUCCCAGUUGGGAUUGUUUGGUUUGAUAUAUUGUCAGUUCACCUCUGAAUGCUAGAUGUGUUCCAUAUCAUGUUUGCAAUUGUUGUUAGUGAAUAUAAUUUGUUAUUUUCUGUAACCACAGAUUACUGUUCGUUGUUGUGGAACAAAUUCUGUGGUAUGAACAUUUUAUUAUGAAAAGAGAUACAAGGUAUUAAAGCACCUAAAAGUUUUUUUAUUUUUAAACGGUAUUUGAUUGGUGUAAAGUAUCACCUAUGGAAUUAAUCUCAUUGAGUGUCUAUUGCACUAUUAUCAGUAGCAUUUGAGAAAAUAGGACCAACCCAAAUACAGCAGCAAUUUUUUUAAUAAUUUAGUAACUGUUUGUGUAACAGGCUCCAGCUAUGAAAAAUACUCAUUUACAGUUCGGGAGGUGCCCUGUUACCGGUUAGGAGCUAAAGCUAAUUUCUUACUUUGGUUUGUCAGUCAUGUGCUAUCUGAGCCUGAGAUUCCACAAUUUUAAUGUCUUCCUCUGUGUACUAAAUGUGAAUUCUUUUUUGAUUAUUCUGCAAAUUUUUGUGUCAGUGCCUUCAAAAUUUUGUAACUUUUUCCAUUAUUUUUGUCUUAUAAUAGCAUGAACUUAUUGUUCUUUGCUAAUAGAGGUAAUUUUGCUGGUUGUUUAAUUUCAUGACAUAUUGAUAUUGGUAAUUGUAAGUUGCAACAAACUGAAAUGAUGCACCUUUCUUUAAAAUAUGAAGAUUGUUGUAACUGUUAUAGUGCAAGUGAUUUUGUUCAGUCAGUAAGAGAUAAGUUGCCACAGAGUUGUAAAGAUAGUUUCAGACUGUCAUCAUUAUUUAGUUAUCAGCUGCUUGCUUGCAAUUUUACUCAAUGCUCAAGUAAAGACGAUGGGAAUAGCUUCCCUUUAAUAAUAUAAAUAAUAAUAAUAAUAAUAAAAUUAUAAUAAUAAAAAUAAUAAAAAUGAUCUGCAUACUUCUCCUUCACACAAAGAUAUGUUUAGACUAACUUUCUUAAUUCUUCAGCAUCAGUGAUAGAUCGUCAAACAUACAUGAAAUGGCCAUUUUUCUCUAAUCAGUAUUAUAACUAUGAGCAACUUAUGUAAAAAGGAUGCACUUAUUAUUAUUGUUAUUAGUGAUCUUCAGUCUUUUAUUGAUGGUCUGUGGAAAGACUUUGCAUAUGAUAAAAAUAAGACUGAACUGCAGAGCUGCACGUAUACAUAGGACAAAGAUGCCUUUGAUCAUCACUCUUAAACAUGAUGGUUACCGUUAUAUUUGUUGUUAAUUGAUUUUAAUGUUGCUGCAGAACUUAUAAAAAUGUUCUGUUACUAGUGACAUUGUUUAUAAACUAAUAAUGGUAAUUCAUUUGUAGAAAUGUAAUCGCCAUUAGCAUGGUGCUAAUUCCCCCGUGGGGAAAUAAAAGCUGGAGGUAAUUUUCUUGUUUACAUUAAUAAAAUGAAGCUGUAACAAGAGCCUACUAAUUGAAAAUUGUGUGAUAAACUAUUUGAAAACUAAUGUGGAAUUUUAUAGAUUAAUUGCCGAUUUUCUAAUAUCAUUUGGUACAUUGCCUGAAAUUUGCAUGCUAACCCAAAGGCAUCUUUGUUCUUUCAAUAUUACAAGUGGAAUUAUGUUUAAUAUUAAUUUGGUUUACACUCUUGCUGAUGCUUCUGUAUACUUUUCCAAACAUUCCAAAAACUUGAGCAUUACCUGAUGUAAACAAGUGUGUUUGUUUUUACAUUUCUGAGUGCUGUUUCAAGGUAUAUAUAUAAUAUAUGUACCUUGAAUAGGAAUAGAAAAUAGUUUUGACAUAUACAGUGGUAAAAGUUAUCCCUUUUGUAUACAGACUGAGACUUAGUAAAUAGUCAGCUGCUGAUAUGAUAUUUUAUUCUCCUUUGUCUGUGAUUUAUUUGUGUUUUUGUUAAUAUUUUAGUUGGAUCAGUGAUAUUAAUGACGUGUUUGUCAUGUUGUAUUAAUGGUCUCUGUACACUCUAUUUAUUGAUACAUUGUACAUAUGAACUCUUGUUGCUGAUAAUACAGACAAGUUGGCCGUAUUAAAGUGUGCCUUUAUUCUGAAAGUGUGGUUAUUGGAAUGAGUGGUUUAUGUUAAAAGUAAUGAUAUCUUAUAAAAAACAAAAUCUUACCCUUUCUUCCUCCUGCCAUGCAAAAUUCUGAAAUCCUUUCAGGCUGUAGCACCCUGAGAUUGUCAUCAUAUCUGCACGAGUUGUGCUUGCGUGAGUGUGUGUCUCUUUGUGCCUUUUCUACUGCAGGGCUUUGUCUGAAAUCUUUACUAUUUUAGCAGUGUUUUCAUUGUGCCUGUCUGCUACUCAAUGCCUCCAAUAAAUGGUGAGUAGUCCUCUAUCCUUUCUGUAUUGUUGUUGUUCAGUCCUGGACUUUCUAAUUUUUAAUAUAGUCAUUUGUAACAUGAUCAUCACUAUUUUCAUUUAUAUGUUGUUAUUUUAUUUUAUUCGUGCACUCCUUUUGCUGCAUCUAUGCAUGUUACAAUGUUUUGUAAUAUUUCUCCAUUAUUCUCUGAGAUUGGAUUCAUUUUCUGCACCGUCGGAAAUUAUUUGCCAUAUGUUUGUCGUAAUAUAAAUUUCACAUCAAAUUUCAGUGAUAUCAUUUGCGUAAGAACAGAAGAAAAUUCAAAAUUUGUAACCUGUGUGGUAUUUUGUUGUAAACACGGUAACAUUAUGUAAACAAUUUAAAGCUAUAGUUAACUUUUAUGAAAAGAGUCACUCUCACACUCUAAUUUGAUUCUGAAAGAUUCAUUUUUUUCUGUAUGGUUACCUUAAAUUGUGACUGUAAUGUUGUGUUAAGCCAUGAUAUGUAAUGAAUAAUGUUUAGUUAUUUAUAUUAAACAUCAUUACUUAGCAU